AUGAUAGGGCAAGUUAUAUUGACUCUGUUCCAAUUUGCACGUCAAUCUCCUGUUAAAUUAUCCAGGUUGAGCAAGUAUUUCUUUUGGGAUAUUCGCUCAGGCCAGCACAAUUGCUCACGGUCGGAACGCUGGUCCUGCCCAGAAUCCGAUUUUUUUUUUAUCCCUUCAUCCGUUCCUUUUUUUCUUUCCCUAGUCUUUAUUUUCUAUUUCUUGGCCCCUUUUUAUUAUUUGAUUUUUUUUUUUGGUGAAAAGUUCCCCGUUCGACGCCGAGACGUCAUUUCUCCUCUUUUUCUUCUCUCCAUUCGCCAAAUUCUUUCUUUUUCAUUUGCCUAUCUCCUUCGUUUUCUUUCUUGUUCUUAUCACGUAUCGUUACGUUUUUUCCUUUGCAACAUUUCUGUCAGUUUCAUUCAUGCCUUUCCUCUUCUUCCAUUUUCUCGCUCUUCUUUUCAUCUUUCCUUGCACUUUUGUCCUAUUCUCCGUCCAUUUCUUUCCUUCUUUCUCUCUUCACUUCUUUCUUCUUUCCUCCCCUUACGACCAGUCUACUUCAUCUCCGUCCUUCAACUUUUGCUUUAUCCUAUAAUCGGUCUAUACCCCCUCCACAUUAUUCAUUUCAUUCUCUACUUCCCCUCAAAUUUAACAGCCGACAUUAAAAUUAUUGAGACUGGCAUUAUUGUCGGUGUUCCGGCACCUAAAGACAAACUUGCAGAUUUUUACGGAAAAACAAAGGAAUUUCUGUCAGAAUAUCUAUCUAUCUAUCUAUCUAUCUUGCAGAGCAUCUAUGUAUGUAUGUAUGUAUGUAUGUAUGUAUCUAUCUAUCUAUCUAUUCCUUUUCUCACCUCUCUCUUUUUCUGUCUGUCUCAUUUCAUAUCUAUCUAUCUAUCUAUCUAUCUAUCUAUCUAUCUAUCUAUCUAUCUAUCUAUCUUAAUAUUCCUUUUUUUCACCCUCUCUGUCUAUCUCUCUAUUUUUCUGUUUGAUUGUCUCAUAUCUAUCUAUCUAUCUAUCUAUCUAUCUAUCUAUCUAUCUAUCUAUCUAUCUAUCUAUCGUAAUUUUAAUAUACUUUCUGAGAGUUAUACAUGUUACUUUCUGUAA
Acanthosepion pharaonis is the source of this 1089-nucleotide messenger RNA. The record is from the annotation of a GenBank genome assembly. NCBI's taxonomy places the organism in Eukaryota, Metazoa, Mollusca, Cephalopoda, Sepiida, Sepiidae.